CGUCACGUGACGCGUCAACUUUCACCCAGGAUGUCUACCUCUGGACUUCCCCUUAGCAACGAAGUGGCGGCGCUGGGUUUCUCUAGCAACGGAGCGACGCCUCGGCUGCGUGGAGCUAGACCGGUAGCCGGGCUGCAGGAGGAUGAACCGGAUAUGCAACUGGAUUGAGCCCAGGGUGAUAGACGAUGAACUGCUCAAGCAGGCAGUGUGGGACCAGGGCCCCCAAGAAGAGGCUGGGCAGCUGGCCAGACAGGAGGGCAUCCUCUUCAAAGAUGUCCUGUCCCUGCGGUUGGACUUCCAGAACAUCCUCUGCAUAGACAACCUCUGGCAGUUCGAGAACCUGAGGAAGCUGCAGCUGGACAAUAACUUUAUAGAGAAGAUCGAGGGCCUGGAGAACCUCACACAGCUGGUCUGGCUCGACCUGUCCUUCAACAACAUCGAGGCCAUCGAGGGGCUGGAUACGCUGGUGAACCUGGAGGACUUGAGUUUGUUCAAUAAUCGGAUCACCAAGAUCGACUCCUUGGAUUCCCUCGUCAAGUUGCAGGUGCUCUCACUGGGUAACAACCAGCUCAACGACCUAAUGAACCUUAUCUACCUACGGCGGUUCAAGAACCUGCGGACGCUCAAUCUUGCUGGGAACCCCCUUACCGAGGCGGAGAAUUACAAGAUUUUCAUCUGCGCCUACCUGCCUGAUCUCGUGUACCUGGACUUCCGACGCAUUGAUGACCGCAUGGCAAAGAUGGCGGAGACCAAAUACCAGUACAGCAUCGACGAGCUGAAGCACCGGGAGUUCCUGGCGCAGGGGCGCUUAGAGAAGGAGCAGGCCCGGCAGCUGGAGCUGAACCAGCACAAGGCCGCGUUUGUGGAGCACCUGGAUGGCCCCUUCCUGUUCAACAGCAUGUAUGCCGAGGACACAGAGGGCAACAGGCUGGCCUCCCUACCCGGCGUCAGCGAGCUCCUGGAGGUCUACAAGGAGAAAUUUGUCAUCAUCUGCAUGAACAUAUUUGAAUAUGGCCUGAAACAGGAGGAGAAGCGGAAGGUGGAGGUAGAGACCUUCAUGGAAUGUGUGAGUGAGGCCAUCCAGGAGAACCAGGAGCAGGGCAAACGGAAGAUCACCGAGUUCGAGGAGAAUCACCUGCUGAGUUUAGGUGGUUUAAGUGACAUUCGAGAGGAGUCUGAACUGACCAUGGAUGCAAAGAUCACGGAAUACAAUGAAGACAUCACAGAGCUAUUCAAUGUGCUCAUGACACUGGAGAUGCAGUUGGUAGAGCAGCUGGAGGAGACUAUAAACAUGUUUGAGAGGAACAUCAUCGACUUAGUGGGACUCUUCGUUGAAAACGUCCAAAGCCUGAUGGCUCAGUGCCGGGACCUGGAGAACCACCACCACGAGAAACUCCUGGAGAUCUCCAUCAACACCCUGGAGAAGAUUGUCAAGGGCGACCUGGACGACGAGAUGCCUGACGAGCUGCGCUCGCUUUUUGUUGAUAAAGACACCAUUGUCAAUGCUGUCGGGGCAUCACAUGACAUCCACCUCCUGAAGAUUGACAAUCGAGAAGAUGAGCUGGUUACCAAGGUCAACUCCUGGUGUACACAGUUAGUGGACAAGAUCCACAAGGAUGAGAUCGCCAGGAAUCGCAAGCGAGUGAAGGAAAUCAACCAGUACAUCGACCACAUACAGAGCGAACUAGACAACCUGGAAUCUAGUGAUAUUUUAGAUUAGGGUGUCUGCUAGAAUGCCUCAUGAAAACAGCCCCUGGGCCCAACUUGGACACACACCUUACAGCACCUCAGAAGAGUUGCUGGGACCAGUCAC
Messenger RNA from Sorex fumeus (smoky shrew), 1813 nucleotides. It is a transcript of the gene DRC3, whose product is annotated as dynein regulatory complex subunit 3. Lineage: Eukaryota; Metazoa; Chordata; Mammalia; Eulipotyphla; Soricidae. Gene Ontology annotation, molecular function: protein binding. The transcript has 13 exons. The coding region runs from base 143 to 1720 and encodes 525 amino acids. The record is from RefSeq and is a predicted model, not a curated record.